AAGAAAAGACCAUCUUCCACUUCUUAAUUGUUUUAUUUUGUUUACUGCUCCUUUUCUAUUAGUAAGUCUUUUGAGUUUUCCCAGGUACUUUUUCUGCCCAGUAUACCAUUUUUUUAAGCAAUGACAAAAAACUAGUUGUUCUAACUUCUAACCCUAUCUUUGAUUUGGGUUUGGAGUUUGGGCUUUCUAUAAAUCUCCCACUUUCCUUUCAUGUGAAUCCUCUCCUUUGUUGCAGAGCAGCAGAUAUACCCUUAACCAAAAGAAAGAGUCAAAAUGGUGUCCUUAAGUUUAACUUCUUUUAUGCUUGUUCUGUUGUUCAUUUUCCUAACCUUAAAGGUUUCAAUUGCUCAUACUGACCAAGCUAACCAAACCUUAGUUGUGGUCCAUGAAGCAGAAAAUGGUUUUACCAUGGAACUAACUAGGAGUCAUCAGAGUGUGGAGAAGGAAGUUUUGGAUGGUGUACCAGCAGCUGCUGUACUCAGUACUAAUGGAAGAAUGGGUGGAAGAAAAAUGAUGGCAGAAAGAAGGAAUAUGAAGAAAAACAUGAAGCAAGUGGAAGCUAGCAUCAAGACAGAGGAAGAUUCAAAGAAUUCAGGAAACAGCAAUGGUUCGGCCAGUCGGCUUGGUAAUUCGCGAAAGAAAAUACAUCAUCAGUCAUGUGAUGAGAGCACUGUGAACAAAAAUUCAAGAAACCCAGCAAAUGGCUGCAGCAACUCGGGGAAUUCACUCAAUAAGUUAGCUUCAACAGAUCAAACUGAUAAUAGUGAGUCUUUUCAGAAGCUUGAAUCAGAGAAACUUCUGGAAGAUGCGAAUGAGAUUUUGAACAUGAUGAACAAAGACUAUAGUGGAGGUCCAGGAUCAGGAAGCAAACCCCGUCACAAACCUCCAAUCAACAAUUACCAGACUUUCCACGGAUCAAAUCCAUGAAAACCAUGUAAAUUUUUUGUUUUAGCUCCACAAUUUUGGCUAUAGGAAACUAGCACUAACCCAGUUUUGCUUUGUUUGAUGACUCUUCAGAUAAGGCCUUUUCUAUCUUGUGCCUUGUAUUAGCACCGUCAUAUUGCCAUAGUUUUGUCUUUUCUAGUUCGUUAGAUGAAGUUAAAAAAUGCUAUAGUAUCAGUGUAUUGAUUCGUUAAUACUCUAAUCAGUUGCACUGGUCAA
Molecule: messenger RNA, 1161 nt
Organism: Nicotiana tabacum (common tobacco)
Lineage: Eukaryota; Viridiplantae; Streptophyta; Magnoliopsida; Solanales; Solanaceae
Biological process (GO): regulation of root meristem growth
Molecular function (GO): growth factor activity
Source: RefSeq, a predicted model, not a curated record